This is a messenger RNA of Verticillium alfalfae VaMs.102, 1317 nucleotides long. Its product is annotated as acyl-CoA dehydrogenase fadE12. Gene Ontology annotation, molecular function: acyl-CoA dehydrogenase activity; flavin adenine dinucleotide binding. Bases 1 to 1317 code for a protein of 438 amino acids. Lineage: Eukaryota; Fungi; Ascomycota; Sordariomycetes; Glomerellales; Plectosphaerellaceae. The transcript has a single exon. The record is from RefSeq and is a predicted model, not a curated record.
AUGUCGCGACGGCUUGCUCAUCGGCUCUGGCGCGUGCGUCAGCCAUCGGCUCUUUCAUCACUCAAGAUAUCGCCAUCGCCAUGGGCCCCAAGGCUGUUAUCGUGUCACUUCUCAACGUCCAACGCUAGAAAAAUCAUGGGCAUGGCAGGCUUCACAGAGAACCAGCUCAUGGUUCGCGAGGCCGUUGGACAGAUCUGCGCCGAGUUUCCAAACACGUACUGGCAGGAGCGCGACCAGACGGAGACGGACCCGAAAGAAUUCCACGCCGCGCUGGCCAAGGGCGGCUGGCUGGGCAUCGCCUUACCAGAGUCUCUCGGUGGCUCAGGCCUCGGCAUCUCCGAAGCGACCAUGAUGAUGCAGACGAUUAGCGAGUCCGGCGCCGGCAUGGCGGGGGCGCAGUCUAUCCACGCCAACGUGUACGCGACGCAGCCGCUGGCGAGGUUCGGCUCGCAGCAGCAGCUCGAGACGGCUAUUCCCAACAUCGUGUCGGGCAAGUGGCGCGUGUGCUUUGGCGUGACGGAGCCCAACGCGGGCCUCGACACGAAGAGCCUGACGACGACGGCGAACAGGCUCGAUGACGGGUCGUAUAGCGUGUCGGGGCAAAAGAUCUGGAUCACAUGUGCGCAGGUGGCGUCCAAGAUGAUCCUCCUCGCACGCACAGGGCCACAGGCUCUUUCGCUCUUCUCCAUCGACAUUGACAGAGAAGCCAAGGGCCUCGACAUGCGCAGGAUCAAGAAGAUGGGUGGACGGGCAGUCGAUGCCAACGAAGUGUUCUUCGACAACUACCAGAUCCCGGCCGACGCGCUCAUAGGUGAGGAGGGCAAUGGAUUCAAGAUGAUAUUGCAUGGGAUGAAUGCUGAGCGGUGCCUGCUGGCGGGCGAGGCUCUCGGGUUAGGCUACGCGGCGCUGACGAGGGCGGCGACGUAUGCUCGCGAGCGGGUGGUGUUCGGCCGCCCGAUCGGUAUGAAUCAAGGGGUGGCUCAUCCGCUGGCGGAUGCAUACAUGCAGCUGGAGGCGGCAAAGCUGGCGACGUACCAUGCAGCUCGCCUCUACGAUGCCAGCAGCAAGACGGAUUCGUCGAUCCAGGCUCACGAAUUGGGCAUCGCAGCAAACAGCGCCAAGUACCUGGCGGCAGAGGCAGCAUUUGCGGCAUGCGAACGGGCCGUCCUGGCACAUGGCGGGAUGGGCUAUGCGAUGGAAUAUGACGUUGAGAGAUGGUUGCGGGAGUGCAUGGUGCCCAGGAUCGCACCCGUCAGUCGAGAGAUGAUUCUCAACUUUAUCAGCGAGAAGGUGCUUGAGCUGCCACGCAGCUAUUGA